Messenger RNA from Dovyalis caffra, 624 nucleotides. NCBI's taxonomy places the organism in Eukaryota, Viridiplantae, Streptophyta, Magnoliopsida, Malpighiales, Salicaceae. The record is from the annotation of a GenBank genome assembly.
AUGACUCUAUGGUGGGAAUCGUUAGACAGCAUAGAUGGGAAUGAAGGUGAUAAGUUUGGUCAUUCGGUUGAUCUUUAUGCUUGGAAUGCCAUAGAUACCUUUAUGGUUUUGGUUCUUCAAGGAAUAAUUGUAACUCCUAUAAUAACUAGAAAGGGGCAUGGUGGCACGUAUAUGUUUCCAUCUAGAUUACUAAUUUAUUUGAUAAAGCAUCAUGGUAUACUUUACAUCGGUAAUAAAGGUGCAAGGGUGCUCGUGUUCCUUAAGGAUGCUUAUAACGGUUCUAAUAAGAUCAAAAAAUGCCUUUUACUUUCAUUUCGUGAUAAGGUUGUAGCUCUUGGUGGUCGUGCGCCAAUUGAUACAUCGGUAAUAAAGGUGCAAGGCGUGCUCGUGUUCCUUAAGGAUGCUUAUAACGGUUCUAAUAAGAUCAAAAAAUGCCUUUUACUUUCAUUUCGUGAUAAGGUUGUAGCUCUUGGUGGUCGUGCGCCAAUUGAUUCAUGUAUUCUAAUGUCAUCUUUACUUAGUAUUCGAACCGAUGAUCUAAAUCUCAACUCGGUUAUGAUUAGAAAUGAGUCAUUAGUUGAUGAAUUGAAAGAGGCUUUAGUAGAUGUUGAGGAAAAGCUUUAG